CUCGACGAUUAGAUGGACUUUGGCACCAGCACAGUUUCGCUUGGGCUCACCCGAUCUUCUCUAGGGGAACGAGUACGCCUCUAGCCUCUGUCUAGAUACGUUGGGCCAGAGAAUCUGGAGGAACUUUAUAGCAAGCAUUUGAUGAAGGUGCGGGCGAACGAACGCUCCCGGCCUUCCCACUAUCUGUUGGUGCCGCAAUCCAGAUUUAGAAAUGAGGUCUCUCUAUAGUAGCCCGUUUGGUAUCCAAGACGGACGGUGGCCGUCAACAGCGAUGUCCGUUGUGGCCACUGGGAUACCUCGUCCGCUUAAUCGAGCACGGUGGUCAGUUCAUCCGCGCGCCGCCUCUCCGCACCUUAAGAAGGAGAGCCUUCUAACGCCACCCAGUGGCAGCAGCGGCCGAGUGAAUGGGUCGAGUGUGACAGUCGGUUCCGCUGUCUCCCUGAAGGAAGUCCAUCUCGGCCUCACUAAUUGCAGUAACACGUCUCCGGUACCGCCUCAAGCGUCGCAGGUGACGCCGGUGUCGACGACGAACGGUGGCGGCAACGGCGGUUUGGGCGUUCUCGGUUCGUUGGGUGCAACAGCUGCUUCCCUAUCAUCGCCUCUUCUCGGCGCUCCGACGACUCUAUCGACCAGCGUGUCAGGCCAGUCAGGCACAGGUGGUUCACUCGGCGGGGGCGGUGGCCAACAGACGCAGACUAAGUCCAACCCAUCAAAACGCCACCGCGAGCGUCUUAACGCGGAGCUGGAUUCACUCGCUUCUCUACUUCCAUUCGAUCAGAGUGUGCUAUCUAAACUCGACAAGCUCUCCAUCCUGCGACUAUCCGUAUCCUACCUGCGCACUAAAAGCUAUUUCCAGGCAUCUCAAGCUUUAAGUGGUCAUCAUCAUUCAAAAAGCCGCGAUCUGAUGUAUCUGGAAUCGCUCAUUGAGGGUGAUCUCAUACUACAGCAGGCUCUGAAUGGCUUUCUGCUCAUUCUAACGUGCGAUGGAGAGGUGUUCUUCGCAUCGCAUACCGUGGAGACCUAUCUCGGCUUUCAUCAGUCCGAUAUUUGUCACCAGAGUGUCUACGAGCUAGUUCAUUCUGAGGACCGCGAAGAGCUACAGAGGCUUUUAAUGUGGAAUUCGCAGUUGCCCGCAGAUCGGGCUAACAUUUCUGUGCAACAUAUGCUUCAGUCGUCAGAACUUCACCGGCAUUUAGACCGAAAUUUUACAGUUCGGUUUCGAUGCCUUCUUGACAACACUUCAGGAUUUCUCCGUUUGGAUAUUCAGGGCCGUAUCAAAGUACUUCACGGACAAAACCAUAAAACGGAAGAUCCACCCCUGGCACUGUUUGCGCUUUGCACCCCAUUUGGACCGCCAUCGUUACUGGAAAUGCCGCAGAAGGAGAGCAUGUUCAAGUCGAAGCACAAGCUGGACCUGUCGUUAGUAUCGAUGGACUCGCGAGGCAAAGCGUUGCUCGGGCUGACAGAUCAGGACAUUGGAGCGAUGCGCGGAGGCUAUGACCUUGUCCAUCCGGACGAUCUCGCUUACGUUGCAUCUGCGCACCAAGAACUGUUGAAAACGGGCGCGUCAGGUCUGAUCGCGUACCGGCUGAGUGCUAAUAGUGAAAACAAUGGCACGAGUAGCUGGCAGUGGCUGCAGACAAGUACGCGGCUCGUAUACAAAAAUAGCAAGCCCGACUUCAUACUUUGCACGCAUCGGCCACUCAUGGAGGAGGAAGGCCGUGACCUACUGGGUAAGCGGACAAUGGAUUUCAAGGUUACUUAUUUGGAUACGGGGCUGAACCAGCUUCUGGCUGGCUCGAUCUCGUCACCCGACUCACCUCCGCUACCUGAUUGUACUACAGUGGUGAACAGCAACGGUUGCAAUAAUGGUACAACCCGAAUUAUUAGCAACGACAGUGCGAGUUCCGAAAAGCCUCGAAGAAAGUACAAGAAGGAUAGUGCUGGAAAUAACAAUAAUAAUAACAAUAACCACCAUCACCACCAUCAUCAUCAUCACGCGAUGCUCGGGUCACACGCACCCAGCUCGGGCGGAGGUAGCAAGAAGCGAAGCAACAAAAACCCUCAUUCACCUGACAGUUGUGCGCCACCACCGAUGACGCCUAUGGCAAUGACCGCUGCAGCGAUGCAAUUGCCCACCGCCGCGACUGCUUACCACUUAUCCGGAGUAUCCACAAUGGACCAUUCUGACCCCGCUGCGUACAAUGCCUCGAUGUAUCCCAGUCCCUAUACACACCCUGAGCUCGGCGGUUACACGGCGGCCACGCAGGCGAAUUUUUUGUUUGACAAUUCACGUUCGUUUCUAACGGCGCCAGCCGACUUUCUACACUAUCGACACCACCCCCUGAGCGGAUACUAUCCGACAAGCGACUAUCCGCCGCCACCGCAGCACUAUUCUCCAUUCCCAGGUAACGCUGCCACAUACGAGCAUUCCAAGGAGACGCUCGACACACCGCCAGGUAUCGCUGGACACGGCAAAUACCAGCAUGAUUCGCCGCCAGCGUCAUCACCGUAUCAUCACCAUCAGCACACGUCGCCCCUAUUGGUGCAGCCAACGCCCGGUCACGCUCACUUGCCAACGCUGCUCCCGACUGGAACGACAGAACCGAUUCGCGUCAAAAGUCCCGCGUCUCCAUUAACGCUCGAUUCGACUCGACAGAGCGUGCUGAUGUGGGGUCGUGGCGGAGGCGUCGGCAUGGGUGUUGGAGUGGGAAUGACGGUUGGAGGCGUCGGGGGUAUGGCUCACCAGUUGAGUGUGGGCGGAAUGACACCACAACCUGCAGUAGGGAUGUAUGGCGUCUCGAUGGAGGUGUCUUCCCCCGGGCACACCGCUGUCGAACUCGCACCACCCCCAGCUGCAUACACAGCUGACAUGGUUAGCGGGGGCUCUGGAAUGAGCGAAACCACUGUCGGAGUUGGUGUAGGUUGGCAUCAUCACCAGGAGGUGACGACUGCUCCUUGGAGACCGCAUCUACCGGCUGCCCUUGGUUGAGCCAUAUCGCGUGGGUCCUCAAACAACAAACGGGGCAAAGCGGGCAAGGCACCGGACCACUGCGUUCUCCCGGCGGCGACCAAUGGAUCUUCCACCUCCCUAUCGCUAUGCUUGUUCUAUAGCUGCUCUGCCCUUACUAGUCACUUACUAGAAAUAUCAAAACUAAUCAUAAACAGGAAGAGCACACGCGCGGGCGAAGGCGGAGACUUGACGUUUGCGGCAGCGUGAAUGAAGCAAAGCGAUGCUAUUUGAUGCGACGGUUCUGUACAUACAUACAUUCAUGUAAUAUAGCAGACACCCUUAUUACUGCAUGUGAAAAAUAAAGUAAUUAAAAUAAAAUCUGUCAUACUAAGACGACAUACGAGUGUCGUAAUAUAUUCUAGAUUAAUCACAUAGGAAAGGACUAAACAAAUGACGAUUCUGAACGACGUCCGCCCGUUUCCAAUAUUGAGAAAAGAUUCAAGCAGCGUGACCAACGAAGGGAAGCUAAUCGUACUGCUUUCCUUAGUGCAAAGGCUAGAGCCAGUGGGCGGGAGACAAAAUAAUUGAGGAGAGAUGGCGAUUUUUUUCCUAAAUGCUACUCUCCAUCAUUCAGUAAAGACAAUGUCCUUUCCACCACCCACAAGAGCACUCGUACACCGCCCAGCACUUCUGCGUGGCUUAGAAACAGAGCCUCGUGUGAAAAAAAGCCGAUCAUAACAGUGUUAACCGUAUUUUAUGAGUCUCCUAUAUUAUGCGCGCAUAGAUUGCAGUAAAAAAGUAAGUGGAUCUAAGGUCCAGACAAAGGUCACGAAGUUGAUUUAUGAUCAUCACAAUAGAGAGCGACCGGUAAAUGAUACCUAUUUAUAAAUGACGUCUACGGUACAGAUCCGCAUCAUCAGUAGUCGUAUUCGAGAUGACACAAAACAGUACCCUGAGCUGGUCACUAGCAUAAACGCAUGUAAAUAAAAGCCUUUAUAUAGGAUGUAUAAAGUUGAUACAUAUCUCGGACUUCCAAAUUAUAUAUCAUAUCAUAGGGCCACCGUAGCUACUUAGUCUGUUUGAAUAAGACGCUAAAAUGAUGACGGAUAUGAAGUCUGAAUGCAACUAGAAUUCAUAGACACCUUAUUGUCAAUGCGGUUGUAAUAGCUCCAGCAAGAUUCAGAUGGCUAGGGGCAAGCUGGCGGAGGGGGCUACGGCAGAACAGAUAAACGUGAUCUACGAAAAACAGCAACAACAGAAACAAUAGUAGCCGAAACGGGGCCUUUCUUCUGCGAAAAUCGCAUACAUUCAAUUAUACGUGUGAACAAUCGAGGUCAUUGAUGAUGCCUGCUUCUCAAACUGUUGGCGGGAACGGCGAAGCAAGCGAGGAUACACCCUAUUUAGGCAGGCGCUACUUGAAUGCACCUACGGAAACUACGCAAUUACAUCGUUAAGAACGAGACAGAAAGAAAUAGAUGCCGGGCGGAUAGAGCAAGAAAAAAUGGGCAAGGGAGAAUCGAUGCGUGUGCGCACUUGAGAGCACCGCCAUCCAGCACACGCGUCGCUGGUCAAAUUUGUGUGUGUAUAUAGAGUGUACGUAAUUCAGCUAAAACUAUCUGAUUGAUAAUACUAGUAUGAUAUUAUAAUUACUAUUACGAAUAAAGUUCAUAUGCCUCCAUAGCCUCUGCAACAAAGAAGGGCAAUGUUUGGGGGUAACUGAAUGAGCUUUGUAUUUACCAUGAAACGACAACAACGACGAAAGCGAUGACCUUAUUUACAUCUAUGUUCUAUAAAGUGAUGAGCAAAAGAAUGUCAAUGGUAAUUGUGGUUCUUAUUAUGAUGUUAUUCAAUUUAUUUAAUUUGGGUCGCCUGUUUCUUUAAUGUGUCUAAGUAAAAAAACGUGUCCUAAAAGCUAAGCACUUAUCUCGCUCAUGACAACAGCAUGGUAAAUGCGUUACAAUAGAAUGAGUUGAUGUGUUAAAUAAAAGUGUAUGGCUUAAUCGGCGCAACAUCAAAAGCUACAAUAUAAUAAUACAUCAUGCCCUUACUAUAGCAUUAAUUAUAGUAGCUAUAAUGAUAUUGUUAUUAUUCAUUGCCCAGUGCCGUUGUCCGAAGGGAAAGAAAGACGGGACGCAUCUAGACCACGAUCGUAGAAAAUCACUUAUAGGGGAAAAGGAGAGAAAGCUUGGCAAACGGAAAAGAUAACUAUUCUUUUUUUUGUUAGUGGAAACAGCGAUUGACGGACCAGCUGUUGACGAAUAGAAUUUAUUCGAGUGAAUGUCUGAAUGUAAAGUUUAGAUAAUAAUAAAAUGA
Messenger RNA from Varroa destructor (honeybee mite), 5266 nucleotides. It is a transcript of the gene ss, whose product is annotated as aryl hydrocarbon receptor spineless. NCBI's taxonomy places the organism in Eukaryota, Metazoa, Arthropoda, Arachnida, Mesostigmata, Varroidae. Gene Ontology annotation, molecular function: protein dimerization activity; transcription cis-regulatory region binding; nuclear receptor activity. Gene Ontology annotation, cellular component: aryl hydrocarbon receptor complex; nucleus. Gene Ontology annotation, biological process: regulation of transcription by RNA polymerase II; response to xenobiotic stimulus; xenobiotic metabolic process. The record is from RefSeq and is a predicted model, not a curated record.